This is a messenger RNA of Loxodonta africana (African savanna elephant), 2021 nucleotides long. RefSeq names its product serpin family B member 12 (gene SERPINB12). Gene Ontology annotation, biological process: negative regulation of endopeptidase activity. NCBI's taxonomy places the organism in Eukaryota, Metazoa, Chordata, Mammalia, Proboscidea, Elephantidae. Gene Ontology annotation, molecular function: serine-type endopeptidase inhibitor activity. The record is from RefSeq and is a predicted model, not a curated record. The coding region runs from base 84 to 1361 and encodes 425 amino acids. The transcript is spliced from 7 exons.
UAUCUAAAAGGAGAACUAUUUGUUUACCAAUUUUCCUCCAAUCUUGUUUUCUCUGUUUUGGGUUUUAGCUUAUCAGUUUCACAAUGGACUCCCUUGUUGCAGCAAACACCAAAUUUUGCUUUGACCUUUUUCAAGAGAUAAGCAAACGAGAUGGUCAUAGAAACAUCUUUUUCUGCCCUCUGAACCUCUCAGCUGCCCUUGGCAUGGUCCGCCUGGGGGCUAGAAGUGAUAGUGCUCAUCAGAUCGAUAAGGUGCUCCACUUCGAUGAGUUGUCCCAGAAUGAAAGCAAUGAACCCAACCCCUGUCUGAAAAGCAGCAAACAAGAAGUGAUGGUUGACAGCCACGUGGAAGGGCAGGAAAGCACGACGGGGACUCUGAAUCCGCAGGCUGAGUCUUCAAAUGAUAAGGGUGAAGUACUCAGUUGCUACUUGGGGAAGCUCCUCCAUAAGCUGGACCGAAUCCGAACUGAUUACACCCUGAGUAUUGCCAACAGACUCUACGGAGAGCAGAGUUUUCCCAUCAGCCCGGAAUAUUUGGAUGGUGUGAUUCAAUUUUACCACACAACGAUUGAAAGUGUUGAUUUCCGAAAGGACGCUGAAAAGACCAGACAAGAGAUUAACUUCUGGGUUGAAUCUCAAUCCCGAGGUAAAAUCAAGGAGCUUUUCAGCAAGGACGAUAUCAGCGAUGCUACUGUGCUGGUGCUGGUGAACGCCGUGUACUUCAAGGCCAAAUGGGAGAACUAUUUUGACUUUAAAAAGACAGUUGAUGAACCUUUCUUUCUAAAUGAGAAUGAAAAGAAGACUGUGAAGAUGAUGAAACAAGAGGGCCUAUUUAGAAUUGGCUUCAUAGAGGAAUUGCAGGCACAGAUCCUUGAAAUGAGGUACACCAAGGGAAAACUCAGCAUGUUCGUCCUGCUGCCAUCUUCCUCCUCAGACAACUUGAGGGGUCUGGAAGAGCUUGAAAAGAAAAUGACCUAUGAAAAAAUCGUGGCCUGGACCAGCUCCAAAAAUAUGUCAGAACAAACAGUAGCUGUCUCCUUCCCCCAGUUCACCCUGGAAGACAGCUAUGUUCUCAAUUCUAUUCUACAAGACAUGGGCAUUGUGGAUAUCUUUGAUGAAAAGAAGGCUGAUCUUACAGGAAUUUCUCCCAGUCCCGAUCUGUACCUGUCAAAGGUUGUCCACAAGACCUUUCUGGAGGUAGAUGAAGACGGCACUCAAGCAGCUGCAGCCACUGGAGCUGUUGCCAAGACCCUGUCACGUCCAUCCUAUGUGCCAUUUAAUGCCAACCGCCCUUUUCUCUUUUUCAUCAGACACAACAAAACCCAAACCCUUCUCUUCUAUGGCAGGGUCUACUCUCCUUGAAAGGGGUUCAGUGUCUAAUACUUGGGAGCUGGAAAAAUAUGGCAAUACACUCUUGCCCUGGCACAACACGGGUACUUGCACUAUUGCCAAUAUUUAAAGCUGACUACAUUGCCCUCACAGCUCCAUGCUCCCUCCACCUAUCAGAGGUGUUUGUCCUCAUCUCUCCCUCAUCCUAUAGCUGCUUCUCAUACAAGUGCAUUAGUACUGAAGUGUCCUUGAGCCCUCCUAACCUCUUCGCCACCCUAAGCAUUCAAGCAUACACAUUUACCCUCUGUGACUUGAAGGCAACACAACUCAGAAUGGUAUUGAUUUUAAGUUACUUAUAUUCUUAUCAAGGAACCCUAAAAGUUCAAGUCAUUAGACCACUUCUAAGAGAUGCAAGAUCAGAAACCACUUUAAUAUGGACAGUAAGAGAAAAUAUUUAAAUGGAAUAUGUUUUGGAAACCCAGCUCUAUGUCUAUAGCAGUUGUAAUGGAGGUGAGACGCGUGUCUCUUCCCCUUACAUCUCCUCCUACUGAGUGGAAGAUGUGCUGUGAGGUACUUCUCACUUGGGAGAAAGUAGGGCUUGGGGAUGAAUUUAAGUCAUAGUUGCAGGAUUUAAGAAUGCCCUACACAGCUCUCGUUUUUCAUAGAGCAGGAAAAUGACACUUGUGAAUUUGA